AUGUCCAUCUCCGACGAAAACCACCACCCGGAAGCGCCGCACCAUUUCCCGCUCGCAGGCGGUGCCGAUGACGGGUGGUCGACCGAGGACGAAGCUACGGCGACGUGCUACUGCGGCGGCGUGCAGCUGUCUUUCCCAACCCGCGGACCGGGCCUGGUCGACGUGUUCGUAUGCAACUGCUUCGACUGCCGGAAGAUCACGGCGUCGAUGUUCGCGACGGGCAUCAUCGUCCGGGACGCGUGCGUUCGGCACCUGCGCGGGAGGGAGAUGCUCAAGACGUACGCGCAGGAGAAGACUAUUGCUUCGGGACAUCGCGUGACCAACCACUUCUGCAGCACGUGCGGCUCCCUCAUGUACCGCACGAGCACGGGGCUCCCGGGCCACAGCGCGCUGCGGCUAGGCACGGUGGACGACGUCGCGCUGCACGAGACGCGGCUGAAGCCCCGCGUCGAGCAGUACGUCAAGGACCGGGUCGGCUGGCUGCGGGGGGCGGAGGGCGCGAGGCAGGUGUUGGGGAGCGCGUAUUCUUGA
Molecule: messenger RNA, 531 nt
Organism: Daldinia caldariorum
Lineage: Eukaryota; Fungi; Ascomycota; Sordariomycetes; Xylariales; Hypoxylaceae
Product: Mss4-like protein
Exons: 3
Coding region: 1-531 (176 amino acids)
Molecular function (GO): carbon-sulfur lyase activity
Source: RefSeq, a predicted model, not a curated record